AGUACAAAAUGUCUGAAGCUAUUGAAGACAUGACAGCAUAUACCAAAAUGACAGAUAAUAUUAUGUACGAGUUGUGCUACUCAGCCGAUACAAGUCUGAAGAAAUCUCGCCAUAUCAUCAACAGAGUACUUACAAGGAAGUUGUAUACAUAUAUUGAUGAAAUCACUUUUAAGAAUGAUAAACAGAUUGAUAAAAAAUCUUUGACAAAAAUUCAGAAAGACCUAGAAGAAAUUCAUGAAGAUUUGGUUGUCGAUGUAGUAAAAUUGGAUUAUGGUUUGCCGAUGGAUAAUCCUAUAGAUGCUGUGCAAUUCUACUCAAAGGACGAUCCAAAUAAGGCCUAUAAGUUAAGCAAAAACUACGUGUCCAGAGUGCUAACAGAAAAAAAUAAUGAGUUGCAGAUACAUGUCUACUGUAGAAAUAAAGACAACGCUAACGAUCUUAAAGAUCGCUUGCAAACUUGGUGUAAAGAUAAUGGAUACAAACUGAAGGUCGGACAACAUGAACCAAAGCAGAGCUCGAGAGGUGCUGUUAAAUUUGGUGGCAAAAGAAAAUUUCCGAAAAGAGGGCAAUACCAAGAGACCAAAAGAGUUAAGUUGUUGAAGUAGUGGCCGCC
Anneissia japonica is the source of this 613-nucleotide messenger RNA. Its product is annotated as deoxynucleoside triphosphate triphosphohydrolase SAMHD1-like. The record is from RefSeq and is a predicted model, not a curated record. NCBI's taxonomy places the organism in Eukaryota, Metazoa, Echinodermata, Crinoidea, Comatulida, Comatulidae. Gene Ontology annotation, cellular component: nucleus. The transcript has 5 exons. Gene Ontology annotation, molecular function: dGTPase activity. Gene Ontology annotation, biological process: dGTP catabolic process. The coding region runs from base 9 to 605 and encodes 198 amino acids.